Oryzias melastigma (Indian medaka) is the source of this 11490-nucleotide messenger RNA. RefSeq names its product laminin, alpha 5 (gene lama5). Gene Ontology annotation, biological process: axon guidance; cell adhesion; regulation of cell adhesion. Gene Ontology annotation, cellular component: basement membrane. The record is from RefSeq and is a predicted model, not a curated record. The transcript has 80 exons. Gene Ontology annotation, molecular function: signaling receptor binding. The coding region runs from base 166 to 11166 and encodes 3666 amino acids. Lineage: Eukaryota; Metazoa; Chordata; Actinopteri; Beloniformes; Adrianichthyidae.
CGCGGGCGGAGGGACGGGCUGUGCGGCAGGAGGACCCGAAGUUUCAGCAGAGUUUCUCCUCACGGCGCGCUCGCUGCUCCGCUCACGGCAGAUCUCCUCACGUCUCCGAGACUCUUCCCCUCUCCCGGAGCGGACCGAACCGGACCGGACGGACAGGUGGAGGUGAUGGCGCGCGGAGCCGCCGCGCUUUCCCGGCUGCUGUGGCCGCUGCUCGUGACCUGCGGCUGCAUCUCGGCGCAGGAGCUUCCGGCCAACGGGCUGAACGGCUACAGCCUGCACCCGCCGUACUUCAACCUGGCGGAGGGAACCAAGAUCACCGCCACCGCCACCUGCGGGCUGGACGACGCCGGCAGGAGCAUACAGGACCUGUACUGCAAGCUGGUCGGAGGCCCGGUGUCCGGGGACCCGAGCCAGACCAUCCAGGGCCAGUACUGUGACAUCUGCAGCCAGGGGUUAAGUGACCGAGCUCAUCCCAUCACCAACGCCAUCGACGGGACGGAGCGAUGGUGGCAGAGCCCCCCCCUGUCCCGCAACACCGAGUACAACGAGGUCAACGUCACCUUAGAUCUUGGACAGCUCUUCCAUGUGGCCUACGUGUUGAUCAAAUUCGCCAACUCCCCCCGUCCGGACCUCUGGGUCCUGGAGAGAUCCACUGACUUCGGGCAGACCUACCAGCCCUGGCAGUACUUCGCCUCGUCCAAGAGAGACUGUAUCGAGCGCUUUGGACAGAGGACCAUCGAGAGGAUCAACAGCGAUGAUGAUGUCAUCUGCACCACCGAGUACUCGCGCAUCGUGCCGCUGGAGAACGGGGAGAUCGUGGUGUCCCUGGUGAACGGGCGCCCCGGGGCCAUGAACUUCUCCUACUCGCCGGUGUUGAGGGACUUCACCAAGGCCACCAACAUCCGGCUGCGCUUCCUGAGGACCAACACGCUGCUGGGACACCUGAUGGGCAAAGCGCUGCGUGACCCCACCGUGACCCGCAGGUAUUACUACAGUAUCAAGGACAUCAGUAUUGGAGGACGCUGUGUGUGUAACGGACACGCCGAUGCCUGCGACGCCAAGGACCCCAAUGACCCCUACAAGCUGCAGUGUGACUGUCAACACCACACCUGUGGAGUGUCAUGUGACCAGUGCUGCCCUGGAUACAACCAGUUACCAUGGAAACCAGCCACAACUUACAGUGCUAAUGAGUGUGAACCCUGUAACUGUCACCAUCAUUCCUUUGAGUGUUACUACGACCCCGAGAUCGACCUGAAGAGACUCAGCCUCGACAUCCACGGACACCACAGAGGGGGCGGGGUCUGCCUCAACUGUCAGCAUCACACCACUGGAGUCAACUGUGAGCGCUGCAUCCCCACCUACUACCGGUCACCGGACCACCCCAUCCAGUCCCCACAGGCCUGCUCACCCUGUAACUGUCAGCUGGAGUUCAAUGAUGGAACCUGUGAGGAUCUGACCGGUCGCUGCUUCUGCAAACCAAACUACACCGGAGACGAGUGUGACGCCUGUGCCAGCGGCUUCACCGGCUUUCCUGAGUGUUACCCCGUCCCCACCUUCCCCACCAACGGUGAGGCCAAACCAGCAGGAGAAAUCAUCAACUGUGAGUGCAGCGCCGCCGGCACCGUGGAUAACUCCUGCAGACCGGACCCUCGAACCAGAACCUGCAUCUGUAAACCGGGCUUCACGGGGGAGCACUGCGACACCUGCGCUCCGGGUUUCUACGGCCUCAACUGUCAGGCCUGCCAGUGUUUGGGUCCAGGCUGUUAUGACGGGUCAUGUGACUUGGACUCAGGCGACGGAGUGUGUCGAAACGGUUUCCAGGGUUCCCAGUGUGACCAGUGCGCUCCUGGUUACUUCAACUACCCGCUCUGCCAGCUGUGCGGCUGCAGCACCGUGGGCUCUCUGCCUGAAGGCUGCGACGACUCCGGUCGCUGUCUGUGCAGACCAGAGUUCCAGGGCCCUCGAUGUGAGCAGUGCAGAUCCGGAUUCCACUCCUUCCCCAACUGUCAAGAGUGCGUCUGCGAUCCUCGGACGUCGCUGGACUCCAGCUGCACCGUGUCCGGUAUUUGCCACUGUCGACCCAACUACAGCGGAGCCUCCUGUGACCAGUGCGCCCCCGGUUACCAUGGCUACCCAAGCUGCACGCCCUGCCACUGCUCCUCCGACGGCUCCCGCCACGUGGCCUGUGAGCAGACGACGGGUCAGUGUGCGUGUCUGCCCGGUGUGGUGGGUCUGAGGUGCGACGCCUGCGCACACGGCUCCUACGGAUUCCCCAACUGCCAAGCUGGAACGUGUCAUCCAGCUGGUUCUGUUCCUGUCGCUGCUCUGGCUCAUGUGGGUCAGUGUGAGUGUCGCCCCCAUGUGGAGGGCCCGGCCUGCGACCGCUGUAAGCCUCUGUACUGGAACCUGUCCCCGGACUCUCCGUUUGGAUGCUCCAGCUGUGAGUGCAACACCGCGGGCACGCUGAGCGGGGUGGCGGAAUGUGCACAGGAAUCGGGUCAGUGUCCCUGCAAGCCCAGCGUCUGCAGUGGGACUUGCUCUGCCUGCAAAGACGGCUACUAUAACCUACAGCAUCAGCACUACUUUGGCUGCCAGAGUUGUCAGUGUGACGUCGGCGGCUCUCUGGGGCCGUUUUGUGAGGACCAGAACGGUCAGUGUCGCUGCAGAUCCAACGUGGAGGGACCCAAGUGUGACGUACCGCGUCCAGAUCAUUACUUUCCUGACCUUCAUCACCUGAAAUUUGAGAUCGAGGAGGGAACCAUGAUGGAUGGACGACCAGUCAGAUUUGGUUACAAUCUACUGGAAUUCCCAAACUUCAGCUGGAGAGGUUAUGCGGAGAUGUCGUUCAUUCAGUCCAGGGUUCUGGUGUCGGUGUCGGUCACUUCUCCAGACCUCUAUCAUGUGGUGCUGCGCUUUGCCAACUGGGCUGGAUCUGCGGUUCUGGGUCGGGUGUCAGUCAUAGAGGAUGAAUGGAGCUACUACUGUGGGAACUGUUCGGAACAGUCCAAGCCCAUCGUCUUUGCUCCCAGCGUCGAGCCCACCUUCGUUAAUGUUCCUCAGAACAGUUUUGUGGAGCCUUUUGUCCUGAACCCCGGAACCUGGACGGUGGUCAUCGAGGCUGAGGGCGUCCUGCUGGAUUACCUGGUCCUGCUGCCCAGUGCUUAUUAUGAAGCUCCACUCUUACAGAUGAGAGUCACUGAACCGUGUGUGUACAGCUCCACACCUGAAGCCAGCAAGAACUGCCUGCUGUACAAGUAUCUGUCCCUGGACGCCUUUCCGUCCGUGUCCUGCAAGGACGCCAGCUGCCGGAAUGACAACCACCUGCCGCGCCCCUGCCCAGUGGAGCGGGUGACCCCGCGGCAUCCUGACAUGGCCGUCUGCAGUGGGAAUGAUAUCAGCGUCGGGCUCCGCGUGCGCCGGCUGCCUCCAGGUGAAUACAACCUGCUGCUGGAGUACUCCAGCGAGGAGGAGGAGCCUCAGACUCUAUCCGUGAGCGUGAACACGCCAGGGCCACGGACCCGGCAGCACCGCCUCACGCUGCUGCAGUGCAAGUACAGUUUUCUGUGUCGAGCGGUGGCCACUGACGAGCAGCGGCGAGUGUCGGUCUUCUCUCUGCCCGCUGACGCAGAGAUCCAGCUGUCCUCAGACAGAGCCAGCUUCUUCCUGCACCAAGUCUACCUGAUCCCUGCAGACCGGUUCACCAUGGAGUACGCUGAGCCCAAAGUCCACUGCAUCAACACUCACGGCCGCUUCUCACCUGACAGUUCCUCCUGCAUCCCGUCACGCUUCCAAAAACCGUCUGACUCUCUGGAUCUGAGGGAAGGUCAGAGCUCCACCUUACAGGCGGAGCAGCCCUCGGAGGCGGAGCCUGCCGCCGCUCCUCCGACCUUCCAGAGCCAAGAGCCCGCCUGGAUGGACGGAGUCCGACCCCCCUUUGGAGUAGACGACAACAGCCACAUGCGGCUGGAUGCAGCGCAGAACAUGGCGGUCUACUCCUCCCGGGUCCCGGCGCUGGGACGCUACGUUUUCAUGCUCCACUACCACCAGCCGCUCCACCCCACCUAUCAGGUGCAGGCCUUCAUCAACGGAGGGAGAAUCUGGCAAGGCCACACCAACGCGUCCUUCUGUCCUCACGCCUACGGCUGCCGUAACGUGCUGGUCUCUGAGAACCAGAUCAUUCUGGACGUGACGGACCACGACGUCUUCAUCACAGUGCAGAUUCCUGCCGACAGGACGCUGUGGCUGGACUACAUCCUGGUUGUUCCUGAGGCCAGCUACAGCUCCAGCCACCUGACCGAGCUUCCUCUGGACCAGUCCUACAGCUUUAUCAGCACCUGUGGUCUCAACAGUUUCUACAUCGACUCGUACACGGCGUCUCCGUUCUGCCUCCGCUCGGCCGUGUCCCUGUCGGCCUUCUUCAACAACGGGGCCAUGCCGUGCGCCUGCCACGAGGUGGGGGCCCUCAGCGACACCUGCCAGCAGUUCGGCGGUCAGUGCAGGUGCCGGCCCAACGUGAUUGGUCGAGACUGUUCCAUGUGUGCGACGGGUUUCUGGGGGUUCCCCAACUGCAGGCCCUGUAACUGUGGCUCCCGGCUGUGUGAGCCGGUGAACGGGGAGUGCAUCUGCCCCCCCAGGACCCUGCUGCCCGAGUGCUCCCAGUGCGAGCCCCAGACGUUCGGCUGCCACCCCAUCGUGGGCUGUGAGGUCUGUAACUGCUCCCAUGGAGGCGUCCUGUCCCACGACGACGGCUGCGACUCCAGCAGCGGACAGUGCAGCUGUAAGAGCAACAUCAUUGGCCGGCAGUGUGACCGCUGCACCCCCGGUUACUAUGGUUACCCCAACUGUCGGCCAUGUGAGUGCAACGAGGCGGGAACGGAGGAGGAAGUGUGCGACUCCAUCACUGGACGGUGUCUCUGCAAGGAGAACGUCCAGGGCGCUCGAUGUGAUCAGUGCAGGAUCGGAACUUUUCACCUGGACCCCACCAACCCCAAAGGCUGCACCAGCUGCUUCUGCUUUGGAGCCACAGACCGCUGUAGGAGCUCGGAUAAGAGACGCACAGAGGUCAUAGACAUGAAAGGCUGGGUUCUGCUCGGAGCAGACCGGCAGGAGGUCGUAGUGAACGAGUAUCCGGAUCAGGACCUCGUGGAGGCGGACCUGAGCGACGUUCCGGAUGUCUACCAGGACCUGUACUGGCAUGCGCCCAACACUUACUUAGGAGACAAGGUUUCUUCCUACGGAGGUCUUCUGAGUUAUCGGCUCCACACGCAGACGAUGAGAGGAGACUCUCUGUCUCUGCCUCCAGAAGCCUCCCGGCCAGACGUCAUUCUGAAGGGGAACCAGAUGACGCUGGUGUUCAUGCACAGGGAGUACUCCGCCCCCGAGGCUCCUCAUGAGGGGAAAGUUCGCAUCAUUGAGGGAAGCUUCCGGCACUCCAGGACGGGAAACUCGGUGUCCCGGGAGGAGCUGAUGAUGGUCCUGGUGCGUCUGGAGUCCCUGCAGAUCCGAGCGCUCCACUCUCAGUCAGCACACUCCGUGUCGCUGCGCGGCGUGGUGCUGGAAGCGGCAGAGAGCGUGCCCAACGGACUCCACGCCAACAACGUGGAGAUCUGCGUGUGUCCGGCCAACUACCGCGGAGACUCCUGUCAGAAAUGCGCCCCCGGUUACUACAGAGACACCAUCGGCCUGUUCAUGGGGAAGUGUGUUCCCUGUAACUGCAACGGGCAUUCGGACCAGUGUCUGGACGGCUCCGGCGUCUGCCUGAACUGUCAGCACAACACCGCUGGGAACCAGUGUGAGAAAUGCAGGGGGGGCUUCCUGGGUAACAACAGUCUGGAUGGGCAGGCGGUGGCGUGCUCCAGCUGCCCCUGCCCUCUGAGGGCGCCGUCCAACAACUUUGCAGAGCGCUGUGUGCAGGGAAGCCGCUCGCCGCAGUGUCUGUGCAUGCCAGGCUACGCUGGGCCGCGAUGUGAAAGGUGUGCUCCUGGUUUCUAUGGCAACCCGAUGGUUCUCGGCAGCAGCUGCCAGCCAUGCGACUGUAACGGCAACAGCGACCCCAACAUGCUGUUCGUCGACUGUCACUCGCAGACGGGGAAGUGUCUGAGCUGCAUGCACAACACCGCCGGAGACCGCUGCCACCUCUGCGCUCCGGGCUUUUACGGAGACGCCGUCGGCGCCAAGAACUGCACCAAAUGUGACUGUUCUCCCUGCGGAACCAAGUCAUGUGACCCCCACAGCGGGCAGUGCCACUGCAAACCCGGAGUGACCGGAGCUCGCUGUGAGCGCUGUGAGGACGGGACGUUCGGCUUCGACUCCUGCUCGGGCUGCAGUCAGUGCGACUGCGACGCUUCGGCCGCUCUAGUCCAGCCCUGCAAUCCUCAGAGCGGUCAGUGCGCCUGCCGGCCGGGCGUCAACGGACCCAACUGCAGACAGUGUGCUCCGGGCUUCUGGGACUACGGAGCCAACGGAUGCAAGAAGUGUGACUGCAGGGGGCACUGCGACCCCCGGACGGGGGAGUGCCACUGUCCCGAUGGCAUGACAGGGAAACAAUGCGACAGGUGCAUCCAUAAAGACAGCGUACCUGUAGAGGACCAGCACGGCAUCCACUGUCAAAAGUGUGACAGCUGUGUCCUUGUCCUGCUGGAGGAUCUGGAUCAUCUGGAACAGAACUUGACCUCAGCAGAAGACCAGCUGCAGAGUCUGAAUGCCAGCUCCAUGGCCUGGGCUCAGCUGGACAACCUGAACCGAACCAUCGAGGACGCCGCGCGCUCCAUGCAGAGCUUCAACAGCACGCUGGAGGCCGGCCGGAGCCAGGCGGACGUUCUGCAGGGCGACGUCAGCAGCCUCGAAGGGGAUAUCGAUGAACUUCAGCGAAAGGUGGAGGGGAUGACCGGCCGGGUCGGGGAGCUGCACAACAGAACCAGCAACACCCACCAGCAGGCAGAAGAUCUGCUUUCCUUCGUCAGCAACAUCAGCAUGGAGAUAAACGAAAUCCUGCUGAUGGCUAACCGCUCUCUGAACGAGACGGACGCGGACCAGGACAGCGAGGACCGCGAGACGAAGAUGAGGGAGGUGCAGGCCAUGCUGCGGGUCAUGAGGGACCGGUCCUGUGUGGGUCAGAGGAAACAGGCUGACAAAGAGAAGGCUGAAGCAGAGAAACUGUUGGAUCGUGUUAUUCAAGAGUUGGCCAAUCGUCAAGACCAGAACAAGAAUUUGUCCAAGUCGAUCCGAGACCAUCUGAGCCGUCUUCACAGUGACAUGAUGGAGCUCCGAGACUCUCUGAACGAGGCCGUCAACGACACGGCCAGAGCCGCAGAGCUCAACAACAUCAACCAGCAGACGCUGGAAGACGUCCACAGGAAAGCCGAGCAGCUGCUGGACCAGCAGAACCAGCUGAAGGAUCAGCUGAGCAUGGCGGUGGACAACGUGGCUCAAGUGAACGAUAUUCCACCCAUGCUAGGGGAGCUCAAAGAGGAGUACGAACGUUUGGCCGCCCAGCUGGACGGCGCCCGAUUACCGCUGGCACAGAAGGUGCAAAAUAUCACUUUAAGUAAUUCUAAAAUCCCUCUGGUGGAGGAGGCGGAGAAACAUGCCGAGCUGCUGAACGCCUUGGCCAUGAACCUGUCCAGCGUGAUCACUAAAACCAAAGAGGACGGAAUCACCGAUGUGACUAAGAUCUACAACAACAUCGUCAACCGAGUGAAGGAGGCGGAGGAGGCGGCUGAGGCGGCUCUGAAGGAGGCCAACAGCACUUUGGAGAGCAUUAAUAAGCUGAACCUGAGUGAGAGCGCCAAGUCUCUCAGCAACAGAAGCACAGAGCUGAACGAAGAGGCCCUGAAGCUGAGGGACAACCUGAACUACACCUUGAAGCCACAGCUGGAAGACGCUCGGAGGAAGCUGGAGAGUUUCAAAGCCAAACAAGCGGAGAUGAUGAAGGACUUGGAGGCAGCGCAGAAGAACCUGAGCUCGACCACAAAUUUGACUCAGGAGAUUGAGGAGGUGAAGCGGGUCGCGGGUCUGGCGAACAGCACUGCAACCAAGCUCAACAAUGAGCUGCAACCCAUUAAAAAGCAGCUGGACGAGUGGCAGCAGGCGUACGGAAACACCAACACCACCAGUGAAGAAAUCAAUAACGCCCUGAUGGACGCCAACAACACGGUGCAAAAGCUGGAUGAAACCAUCCCCACCCUCCUGAGGAAGCUGGAUGAGCUGCAGAACCACUCGGCCCAAAUGCCCAACAUCUCGGAGAGUAUCAGCCGCAUCCGGCAGCUCAUCCAAGAGGCGCGCAACGCCGCCAGCAAGAUCACAGUGCCCAUGAAAUUUAACGGUUCCUCGGGCGUUCUGGUUCGAAACCCCUCCAACCUGGCGGAUCUGGCAGCUUACACCUCCUUGAAGUUAUACAUCUCCCUGACAGCUCCCACACGGCGCAGGCGAGCGGAAGCCCCCAGCCAGUUUGUCUUCUACCUUGGGAACAAAGAUUCCAGUAAGGAGUUUCUAGGAAUGACUUUGGAGGGUAAACGACUGCGCUGGCACUUUAACGUUGGAGGGGAGACGGCUGACGUGCUGAUGACCGAGGACCUCGGAGCUGACGGACAGUUCAAAGCUGUUGUCAUGGAAAGGAUCCUCCAGCACGGUCGAAUGUCCAUGACCUACACGGACAAGAAGGUCCAGAAAACCACCAAAGUCGAGGUGGAGGCCAAGGGUGACGAGGGUCUGCUAAACCUGUUAACCAAUGACACGGUCUUCUAUGUGGGAGGAUACCCCGACACGUUCAAGCCGCCCCCCCCGCUCAACGUCUCCUCCAACUUUAAGGGCUGCAUCGAGCUGGACACUCUCAAUGAGGAAGUUCUCAGUCUGUACAACUUUGAAGAAACCUUUGCACUCAACACCACCUCAGAGAAGCCAUGUGUCCGGUCCAAGACCGAGAAGACGGACCAGUGGGAGAACGACGGCGUGUAUUUCGAUGGGACGGGCUUUGCAGAAGUCAAGGUUCAAAGCGAUUGGCUGAAGGGAGACAGGAUAGAGCAGGAGGUCAAAGUGGUCUCUCGCAACGGGAUCCUGCUCCUGCUGCAAAACGGGACUCAAUUCUUUUGUCUGGCCGUGGUUCAAGGGAAGCUCAAACUCUUCUAUGAUUUUGAUGGUGAACUGAAGGAGCCGGCCUCUGUAAAUUCAGGAUACCUGCCUGUCAGUGAUGCUGACAAAAAAACUAUUGAAGUGAUCCUCCUUGACAAGGAAUUCGUGGUGAGAAACAAUCCGAUUACCGUCUACAGGGAAAAGGUGUCCUAUCCUCAGUUUGAGAGCACAUACUAUCUGGGCGGAGUCCCGGAGAACAUGAUGCCUGAGAGCUUGAAGGAUAAAUUCCCAAAGCAGGGCUCCAUAAAGGCCUGCUUCCGGAACGUGAAAGCCAAAGGCUCCCACAUCGACCUGAAGAGGAUGAAGACGUCUGGAUUGAGCUUCAGCUGCGACUCAGACCUGCUGGUGGCUCGGGAGGCGUAUUUUGGCGGUCAGAGCUACCUGGAACAGGCCUCACUCGGGACGCCCUGCUUGAGGAAUGACUUCUACGCCAGCUUUGGCUUCAGGACCGCCCAGGCGGACGGACUGAUGUUCUUCCACGAGGACCAGGUCGGCACCCUGAAGACCUUUUUGAAAGGCGGCCAUGUUGUGGUGAAUGACACCAAAACCUCCAUCCGGACGCAGAAGACGUACAACGACGACAACAGCCACUAUAUAGCCAUCUACAACAACGCCAAAGGGAUGCGCAUCCUGAUGGACGACGUGCUGGAGCCAGGAAGUGUCGGCAAAGGGGACGCCUCCGAAAAAGGAACGACGGUUUCAAGUUCCUCAACCUUCUUAGGAGGGAAGCCGGACCAGAACCUCAGAAACCUGACGGGAUGCCUCAGCAACGUUUUUAUCAAGAGGGAGAACGUUGAGCAGAAGGUUCUGGACCUGCUGAAGGUCAAAGAAAACUUCAAUGUUCCUUUUGAAUGUCCUGCAUCCAAGACGCCUCAGCAGAUCGUCGCUGCGCCGCAGAGAGUCAGCAAAAGGAUGAAGGGCCGGCAGAGGAAGCUGUCCGGAUCUUUCCAGCAGAGCAGCAGCGAGUCCUGCCAGCAGCUCCAGACGCUCCCUGAAAGUGGAGCCACACACUUCAGCGGCUCGGCCCACAGCUACCAGAGAUACGAGUCCGGCUCCAUCCUACAUCAUUUCUCCAUGGAGCUGAAGAUCAACUCCUCCGACGGCCUCGUCCUCCUGGCUGACGGCAGGCGCCACAGCGGGGCGGUCUUGACCCUCAGCGUCUCUAAAGGUCACCUGGUUCUGUUGGUGGACGGGCCGAGCGGCCGGGACAGCCUUCGGCCCAAAAAGAAGUACAAUGACAACCAGUGGCACACGGUGUUCGUGAAGCAUGAAGGACAGAAGAUCAGCCUGGUGGUGGAUGGCAUCAACGCUCGCUCCAUGAGGCUGCCGGGGACCCGCGUCACUGGACCUCUUUAUGUUGGGGGGGCCCCACGUUCGGUCAAGGACCUGGACUCUCCCGGCUUCGCUGGCUGCGUCAGAGAUCUGAGACUGAACAACGCUCACAUUGGAAAGCCGGCAUACAGCCAGGGGACCCUUCCCUGCUUCCAGAACCUUCUCCAGCCAGGAGUCUACUUCUCAGGAGGGGGUGGUCAUGUGAAGAUAGAUGAAUCUCUGGUUUUGGACCGGGAUGUGGAGAUCCAGCUGGAGGUUCGGCCCGUGUCCGACUCAGGGCUGCUGCUGCACGCUGAAACCUCCACCGAUCUACAGCUCAGCGUGAUCCUGGCAGAAGGAAAGGUGACUGUGUCAGUGAACAACGGCGAGCGGAAGUUCUCCACGUCUGUCACGCCGCUGGCUCCUCUGUGUGAUGGACGCUGGCACACGGUCACAGUGAUCAAACAGAACAAAAGUCUGAGGCUGCAGGUGGACGGAGCCAGCACGCACCGGGUCGGCCCCAAACAGAGCCGCUCUGCCGGGGCCAAAGCAGCGCUUUACCUGGGAGGUGUGCAGGGUGGCGCUAAAGCACCUCGUCUUCCGGAUGGGCUGCCGGCCUUCACAGGCUGUGUCCGCAGGGUGACCGUCAACCACAGAGCGGUCACGCUGUCCAAGCCGCUGUCUGUGCAUGGAACGGUGGGAACACGAGGCUGCCCCCCCAUGUAGAGGCAGCUAAACAUCGAUGGAGUUUGGAGGUUCUGCGGUGCUGACCCGGGACGGCGGAGAGGGUUCUGGAUCUUCAUCCAAACUAGAAACUGUCUUUAACAGGAGGAGCCCGACUCCUCACAUUCCUAAACUACACAUGCUGGUGGUGGGUGUCAUAGCUAAUUUAAUUUAGGACAUCAUAUUUAUUAUAUACUGCAUCUCUCUAGAAAAGGUGUUUUCACGCCCGUCUUUACUGUAUCACACAUGCGCUCCAGUGUGACGGCUGUCUGUACACGGAUGCUACGGCGCCCUCAUCUGGAGAAUAAAGAAAUAUUCUCAAGUGUC